Melampsora larici-populina 98AG31 is the source of this 513-nucleotide messenger RNA. RefSeq lists its product as uncharacterized. The coding region runs from base 1 to 513 and encodes 170 amino acids. The record is from RefSeq and is a predicted model, not a curated record. The transcript has 3 exons. Lineage: Eukaryota; Fungi; Basidiomycota; Pucciniomycetes; Pucciniales; Melampsoraceae.
AUGGAGAGUUCAUAUCACCUGGACAGAGCAAAGAAAGAUAUCAACAGACUUAAGUCCCGCGUUGAAGCUUUAGAAGUCGAGACCAUUGAUCUGAAGCACGAACUAGACAUCGCUUACUCCCUGCUCAAGGUACAUAGGAGAGUGUUACGUAAGAUUGUUGGAGGUGCUGAUCCUGGGAGUAUCAAUCUUCAGGAGGAAUAUGAUUAUGACUCCGAGUAUGAUCAUACUAAUCACCGUGCUGUCCUGAACUUCUGUACUGUCUCUGCUCUACUGUUCAAUUCAUCAACCAUUCUUAAGUAUUGCGUCUAUCUUCCUUUCAAGCAUUUGGAAGCCAAAAACAUACACAUAAACAUCUUAAGAGCUCUCUCCCCUCUGACAAAACAAUCUGGUUUUGAUCCUAAUCCGCCUCAACCUGACCCCUUCAAGACCCCUCAGCCUGCAGUCAGAUUCAAACUAAAAAGUGAAUCGCCAGAUCCACUCGCGCCGCGGGACGCUGUAUCCUUCGACUGGUAG